Molecule: messenger RNA, 4446 nt
Organism: Leucoraja erinaceus (little skate)
Lineage: Eukaryota; Metazoa; Chordata; Chondrichthyes; Rajiformes; Rajidae
Product: protein PIMREG-like
Exons: 4
Coding region: 57-896 (279 amino acids)
Source: RefSeq, a predicted model, not a curated record
CACACAUAGAGACACAGAGGGCGACAGACAUACAUACAUACAUACAGACAGACAGUAUGGAGUGUGGGUUGAGCCGCUGGCGGCAGCGGCAGCAGCACCGGCCGCUCCAGGAGAGCGGGGACAGGGGGGUCGGGGUUGCGGGGCGCCGGUGCCGUGGGCUGGGGGCAGCGUUGAGGACGCGGCUGCCGCUGGGUCGGGUGGAUGACAACGCUGAGCCCAGUCCGGCCCGGCACAGUGAUGGCAGCAGCAACAAGCCCGGCGCCUUGCACAGUCUGGGGCGCUCCGCCAGGAACACAUGGGGCAAUGUCUCGCAGAGACUCCAGAAGAGGCGACAGGGUCGGGGUGAGUUCCUGGUGGUCACUCCGUCGAAGCCCCAGACUCCACGGGGCCGCCGCUGCGGUCCGGCCUCGAGGCGGAGGUCUUCUCCCCGGACCCCUGUGGGCGGGGGUCUCCGCUUCUCCCCACCCAGCGGGACCCCCACCCCCACGGGCUCCAAGGCCAAGUGGAGCGAUGUCGCCCUCCUCCUGGGCACGGACGGGCUUCCCUUGAGGAGAUCGGUUCGAGCCGCCUCGUUGAAGAGUCCGUACGGAUCGCCCAGAGGAACCAACAGGCAAAGGCAGUUUGACCGAGAUCUGGAAUCGGUGUCUUUUGGGAUUGGCCAACUGCAGCGUUUGUCCCACGUCUUUGAUGAAACCAUUGCCAAGGAAGAAAGAGCACGAGCCGUUGAAAACUACCGCCGCGUCAUGUCAGAAAACGUUCAGGUCUCGGAGAUUCGGGCGAGGAAACUGUCCUCUUCAUCAGUCAGAAGAACAACGAUCAGGCUCCGCUCCGCGCUCAGCUCCUUGGCCGACGAGGCUUUAGCCAACGUGGCAGAGCGGAGGAGAGAACGGAACUGAUCGGCAACUGUGCUCGAACUGCUGCCAUGUUGGAAUUCCGCUUCCAAGAUGGCGCCCAAGCCGGGCAACCAUUUGCAUGCCAGCCACAGAAGCAGAUCUACAACCAAUCGCUCUGUACUCUACUCCGUCAGCAACAUUCCUUAUUGGCCUGUCCCACUUACGCGACUUUUUCGACGACUGCCGGUACCCGUCACCGGUCGUUGCAGGUCGCCGAAAAUGUUCAACGUGUUGCGAAUCCAGCGGCGACCAGAACAAUGUACGGCCCUUUGGGCGACUACUCACGACCAUACAGGCUUCACCCCGCGGCAUGUCGCCUGUACGGUCGUGAGUUGCCCAAAGAGUCGCAGCGCCAUUCUGGUCGCCGCUGGAGUUUCAACAUGUUCAAAGAAAUGUUGGCGACCUGCAACGCCCUAUGAUAGGUGCCGGCAGUCCCCGAAAAUGUCGCGUAAGUGGGACAGGCCCAAUACUUUUAAUUAUGAUCGGACUUUGCUGGCUCCACCUGGCACUAAACGUUAUUCCCUUAUCACGCAUCGAAACAGCCGUACAUGUCUCGAUUGUGAUCAUGCGUCGUCGUUCUGCCGGCUGGUUGGCACGCAAAAAAAAAGCUGUUCGCCGCACACGUGACAAUAGGCUGGACUGAUACUGAAACGGUGACAUUUCCAAGGAGUAAAAAAAACACACUCCAAGCCUGACCUACUCACGUGUCUCUCUCGUUCCCAAACAUGCAUAGUAUUUUAGCUGCACUAAUUGCCUCUUUAUAUCUACCUUGAGAUUUUAGCCUUGCCUGUACAAUGUGUGCUCGUAUAUAUAUAUUUUUUUCUUGUAUGCAAGGUAAAAUACUUCAACCUUGUUUGUUUGUUAAUGGGCCCUGUCCCACGGUACAAGUUCAUUCCAAGAGCUCUGCCGAGUUUUGCCCUGAUUCGAACCCGUGAGAUUUACGGUAAUGGCCGCUCGUCAGUACUCGGGGCUCUCGUGGACAUUUUUCAACAUGUUGAAAAAUCUUCACGAGUCUUCCCAAGCUUACCUGCCGUUAGGGAGUCUUCCCGAGUACCUGCCGUUAGCGUUGCGAGCCGCUAAGAGACGUCCCCGAGCUCCGACGUACCCGCUACGUUCAUUCUCCGUGCUUACCACGAAAUUUGAUUAUUUUUUUUAAACUCAGGAGAGCUCUUGGAAUGAACUCGUACCGUGGGACAGGGCCAUAACUCUUAAUGGAAGCAGCUUUCGAAGUGGAGCCCAACUUGAGCCCAUUUAACGCUGGUGAACAAGGGCUAAUCUUUCCUCCCAUGGUAUGUCAGUGAAGCUGCUUUCUUAGUUACCUCAUUUAUUAUUAAUCGUAUUAAAUUUUGAUAUGAAGGCUUCUAAUUUGAUCAGGUUAAUUUUCAAGAUGGACCCAAAAAGCUGGAGUAACUCAGUGGGUGAGGCAGCAUCUCUGGAGAGAAGAAAUGGGCGACGUUUCGGGUCGAGACCCUUGGGUCUCGACCCGAAACGUCGACCAUUCCUUCUCUCCAGAGACACUGCCUCACCCGCUGAGUUACUCCACCAUUUUGUCUCUACCUUCGAUUUAAACCAGCUUCUGCAGUUCAUUUUUUACACAGGUGAAUUUUCAAUGUACUCAAUCAAUGUGAACUAUUUGAUGUUUUGUUAUUUUGUAGGGAGUUUUUUUCCAGUAUCUUUAUUAAUGAUAUUUUGAUAUCUUUUUUUAUAAAGACACACAGACACAGGUUUGUUUUUUUGCAGAGAAAAUUGGUGAUUUAGUCUAUAAGUUGCACCAUUCCAAGUAGCUGCUUAUAAAGUCACACAGUGUGGACACAGGCCCUUCGGCCCAACUUGCCCACACCGGCCAACAUGUCCCGUCUACCUUAGCCCCACCUGCCAGCAUUUUCGGCCCAUAUCCCUCUAAACCUGUCCUAUCAAUGUACCUGUCUAAAUGUUUCUUGAACGUUGUGAUAGUUCCUGCCUCAACUACCUCUUCUGACAGCUCGUUCCGUACACUGUGUGUUUGAAAAGAGAGAGUUGCCCCUCGAGUUCCUAUUAAAUCUGCCCCUGCUCGAAGGAGCAGAAUUAGGCCAUUCGGCCCAUCGAGUCGACACCCACCAUUCAAUCAUGGCUGAUCCAUCAUUCCCUCUCAAACCCAAUGGGGUUUGAGAGGGAAUGAUGGAUCAGCCAUGAUUCUCCUGCCUUCUUCCCGUAACCCCUGACGCCCGUACCAAUCAAGAAUCUGUCAAUUUUUGCUUUAAAAAUACCCAAUGACUUGGCCUCCACACCCGUCUGUGGCAAUGAAACCCACAGAUUCACCGCCCUCUGGCUAAAGAAAUUCCUCCUCGUCACCAUUCCAAAAGGUACAUCCUUUUUUGUAUUCUGGUCCUAGACUCUCCCACUAGUGGAAACAUCCUCUCCACAUCCACUCUAUCCACGCCUUUCACUGUUCGGUAAGUUUUAAAGAGGUCCCCUCACCUCAUCCUUCUAAACUCCAGCGAGUACAAGCCCAAACACACAUGCAUUAACUCAAUCAUUGUAAUAUACCUCCUCUGGGCCCUCUCCAAUGCUAACACAUUAUUUUAGAUUUGACAACAAUUUCAAGCUUUCUCAGCUUAUAAAAGGAUUUACAGAAAGCUUUAAGCACAUGUUCCAAUUUGUUACUGGUGCUUCCAGUACUUUUAGUGUUAGAUGGAGUAAUACAGCGUGGGAACAGGCCCUUCGGCCCAACUUGCCCAUGCCGACCAACAUGUCCCAUCAACACUAGGCCCACCUACUUGUGUUUGGCCCAGAUCCCUCUAAACCUGACCUAAUUUUCACACAGAGAGUGGUGAAUCUCUGGAACUCUCUGCCACAGAGGGUAGUUGAGGCCAGUUCAUUGGCUAUAUUUAAGAGGGAGUUAGAUGUGGCUAAGGGGAUCAGGGGGUAUGGAGAGAAGGCAGGUACGGGAUACUGAGUUUGAUGAUCAGCCAUGAUUAUAUUGAAUGGCGGUGCAGGCUCGAAGGGCCGAAUGGCCUACUCCUGCACCUAAUUUCUAUGUUUCUAAUCAUGCACCUGUCUAAUUGCCAAAAGGGGAUAUGGGGAGAAGGCAGGAAUGGGGUACUGAUUGGGGAUGAUCAGCCAUGAUCACAUUGAGUGGCAGUGCUGGCUCGAAUGGCCUACUCCAUCCAGUGAUUUUUGUUUUUGUACCUUUCAAACCAAUCUGAUAAUUGACAAAAAUUGUGAUAGAUGAUAGUCACCAAGUGCUGGAGUAACUCUGCGGGUCAGGCAGCAUUUCUGGAGAAAAUGGAUGGUUGACAUUUCAGGUCUAGCCCCUUCUUACUGACCGAUUAAAAACCGAGACAAAUAGGUGCAGAAGUAGGCCAUUCGGCCCUUCGAGCCAGCACCGCCAUUCAACAUGAUCAUCCAAAAUCUGUACCCCCGUUCCUGCUUUCUCCCACUUGUCCCUUGAUUCCGUUAGCUGAUUCUACUCCAGCACUUUGUGUCCGUCUUUGGUAUAAACUAGCAUCUGAAGUUCAUUUUUAUUAGAUAAUUCUGAUAUUUGAUUAAAUAUGCAUUGGCUGUAACAAAGCAA